Molecule: messenger RNA, 792 nt
Organism: Neomonachus schauinslandi (Hawaiian monk seal)
Lineage: Eukaryota; Metazoa; Chordata; Mammalia; Carnivora; Phocidae
Gene: EIF4E1B
Product: eukaryotic translation initiation factor 4E family member 1B
Exons: 8
Coding region: 1-792 (263 amino acids)
Biological process (GO): translational initiation
Cellular component (GO): eukaryotic translation initiation factor 4F complex; cytoplasm
Molecular function (GO): RNA 7-methylguanosine cap binding; translation initiation factor activity
Source: RefSeq, a predicted model, not a curated record
AUGCCGGGCAUGUACCUGGAGCUUCGGGCAUCGUACCCCCAUCACUGCAGGGUGGAGAACACUCAGGCCAGAGAUGCCGAGGGUGGAAUUCGAAAGUCGGGGGAGAAGGAGGAGAAAAAGGAAGAGAAAGAGGGGGCAGCAGGGCCGGUCUUGAUGGCAGAGGGGGCUCUGAAUCCCCCUGGGGCCCUGCUGUCCCAGAGGAGGAAGGCCCAGGAGGGGGGCCCCCAGGGGGUGAAGUUGGAGUUACACCCACUGCUGAACAGGUGGGCUCUGUGGUUUUUCAAGAAUGACCGCAGCCGCGCCUGGCAGGACAACCUGCAUCUUGUCACCAAGUUUGACACUGUGGAGGACUUCUGGGCGAUGUACAGUCACAUCCAACUGGCCAGUAAGCUCUCUUCCGGCUGUGACUACGCCCUCUUCAAGGAUGGCAUUGAGCCCAUGUGGGAAGAUAGCAGGAAUAAGAGGGGUGGCCGCUGGCUGGUCAGUCUCGCCAAGCAGCAGCGCCACAGCGAGCUGGACCGCCUGUGGCUGGAGACGCUGCUGUGCCUGAUCGGGGAGAGCUUUGAGGAGCACAGCCGGGAGGUGUGUGGGGCUGUCAUCAACAUCCGAACCAAGGGGGACAAGAUCGCCGUGUGGACGAGGGAGGCAGAGAACCAGGCGGGCGUGCUGCACAUCGGGCAGGUCUACAAAGAGCGCCUGGGCCUCUCCACAAAGAUCGUCAUUGGGUACCAGGCCCAUGCAGACACGGCCACCAAGAGCAACUCCCUAGCCAAGAAUAAGUUUGUGGUGUGA